Dendrobium catenatum is the source of this 3376-nucleotide messenger RNA. Its product is annotated as leucine--tRNA ligase, cytoplasmic-like. Lineage: Eukaryota; Viridiplantae; Streptophyta; Magnoliopsida; Asparagales; Orchidaceae. The record is from RefSeq and is a predicted model, not a curated record. Gene Ontology annotation, biological process: leucyl-tRNA aminoacylation. Gene Ontology annotation, molecular function: ATP binding; leucine-tRNA ligase activity; aminoacyl-tRNA deacylase activity.
GGACAAUGGCAGUAAACAUUGAGGCAGAAAGAAGCUUUGCUAGGAGAGAUCAAUUGCUCAAGAUACAGUCACAGAUCCAAAAGCUUUGGGAAGAAGAAAAGAUUUUUGAGGCUACUUCCAGAAGCACGCCACCUGAUCCAGGUGAGAAGUUCUUUGGAAAUUUCCCUUACCCUUAUAUGAACGGGAUUUUGCAUCUGGGCCAUGCCUUCUCUCUAUCAAAGCUUGAGUUUGCUGCGGCCUACCAUCGGCUUUGUGGUCAAAAUGUUCUCCUUCCUUUUGCAUUCCAUUGCACAGGUAUGCCCAUCAAGGCAUCAGCUGAUAAGCUCGCAAGAGAGAUGGAACGGUAUGGAAACCCACCUUUAUUUCCUUCAGAGGAGGAUUUUACAGAUGAGAUUGAAGAGAGAAAAAUUGAAGAGGGAAAUUUAGUAGCCCCUGAUAAGUUCAAGAGCAAACGGUCAAAAGCUACUGCAAAAUUUGGAAGGGAGAAGUUUCAGUGGGAGAUUAUGAGGAGCUUUGGACUUCCAGACCAAAAAAUUGCUGAAUUCAAAGAUCCAAAUCGAUGGCUUAAUUAUUUCCCUCCUUUGGCAAAAGAAGAUCUCAAGUCUUUCGGCCUUGGUUGUGACUGGCGGCGCAGUUUCAUUACCACUGAUAUGAAUCCUUUUUAUGAUUCUUUUGUUAAGUGGCAGAUGAGAAAGCUUAAGGGCAUGGGUAAGAUUAUGAAGGAUAUGAGGUACACUAUCUACUCUCCAUUGGAUGGUCAGCCAUGUGCUGAUCAUGACCGAGCUUCAGGUGAAGGUGUUCAGCCACAAGACUAUGUUCUGAUUAAAAUGGAGGUCAUCCCUCCAUUUCCAUCGAAGUUCAAAAUGUUGGAAGGCCGAAACAUCUUCCUGGCGGCAGCAACAUUACGGCCUGAAACAAUGUAUGGGCAAACAAACUGUUGGGUACUUCCUGAGGGCAAGUAUGGAGCUUUCGAAAUUAAUGAGACUGAUGUUUUCAUUCUUACACAAAGGUCUGCACUUAACCUUGCAUAUCAGAAGGUAUCUAGAGUUCCGGAGAAGGCAACGUGCUUGCUCUAGUUGUCUGGUCUGGAUCUUAUUGGUUUGCGACUAAAGUCCCCACUUUCUUUCAAUCCAGUAAUAUACGCUCUUCACAUGCUUAUAAUCUUAACAGAUAAGGGUACGGGAAUUGUGACUAGUGUGCCCAGUGACUCACCAGAUGACUACAUGGCAUUGAAAGAUUUGAAAUCAAAAGAAGGAUUAAGAUCAAAUUUUGGAGUUAAGGAUGAGGGGUUGCUGUUUGAUAUUAUUCCUAUUAUUAACAUCCUAGACUUUGGUGAUAAAUUUGCAGAGAAGGUAUGCCAUGAUUUGAAAAUAAAGAGCCAAAAUGACAAAGAGAAGCUUGUUGAGGCUAAAAGAUUGACAUAUUUGAAGGGUUUCACUGAUGGAAGAAUGCUUGUGGGUGAGUUCGAAGGGAUGAAGGUUUAGGAAGCCAAGCCAUUAAUAAAAAUUUUACUUCUUGAGACUGGACAAGCAGUUAUAUAUAGCGAGCCUGAAAAAAAAGUCAUGUCAAGAUCAGAUGAUGAAUGUGUGGUGGCUUUAACGGAUCAGUGGUACAUAAAAUAUGGCGAGGAGGAGUGGAAAAAGAAGGCAAAAGAUUGUUUAUCAAAUAUGAAGCUCUACUCUGAGGAAACCCGUCAUGGUUUUGAGCAUACACUGAGCUGGUUGAAUCAAUGGGCUUGUUCAAGGUCAUUUGGACUUGGCACUCGGCUUCCAUGGGAUGAGCAGUUCCUUGUGGAAUCAUUGUCUGAUUCAACUUUUUACAUGGCAUAUUACACUAUUGCUCACCUUCUACAAGAUGGUAAUAUGUAUGGUUCAGUUUCCUCAUCAAUUACACCUGAACAAAUGACUGAUGAAGUUUGGGAUUAUAUCUUUGUCGGCGGGCAGUCACCCACAUCGGAUAUUCCUUCAUCUAUCCUUAACCAAAUGAAGCAAGAGUUUGAAUAUUGGUACCCUUUCGAUCUUCGUGUAUCUUGCAAAGAUUUAAUCCAGAAUCACCUUACAUUUUGCAUCUAUAACCACACAGCUCUUGUACCUAGUCAUUACUGGCCACGUGGGUUCCGCUGCAACGGACAUAUCAUGCUCAAUUCAGAGAAGAUGUCCAAGUCCACCAGAAAUUUUAGAACUCUUCGACAGGCAAUUGAGGAAUUUUCUACUGAUGCUACUAGAUUCUCACUUGCAGAUGCUGGGGAUGCUAUGGAUGAUGCAAACUUUGUUUUCGAAACUGCAAAUGCUGCAAUAUUGAGGCUGACCAAAGAGAUUUCUUGGAUAGAGGAAGUCUUGGCUGCAGAUUCAUCUCUGCGUGCUGGGCCACCAUCUACCUAUGCUGAUCAUGCAUUUGACAAUGAAAUAAACAUUGCUGUGCAUUUGACUGAACAAAACUAUAAUGACUAUAUGUUCAGAAAUGCUCUAAAAACAGGUUUUUAUGACCUUCAGGCUGCUAGAGAUGAGUACCGGAUUUCUUGUGGGUCAAUGGGCAUGAAUCGCGAAUUAUUGCGACGGUUUAUGGAUGCUCAAACAAGACUUAUUGCUCCUAUCUGCCCGCACUAUGCAGAGUUUGUUUGGAAAUUCCUUUUGAAGAAGGAUGGUUUUGUGGUAAAUGCCGGUUGGCCUUCUGCAGCUUCUCCUGAUCUCACUCUUCAGCGAGCUAACAAGUAUUUGCAGGAUUCAAUUAUUUUAAUGAGAAAGCUGCUUCAGAAACAACUCUCAAGUUCAAAGAAGAGUAAGAAGAUUGCUAAUUUAAAUUCAGAAGAUAAUAUGCUUACUGGUUGUCUUAUUUAUGUUAAUGAGAAAUACGAUGGCCGGAAAGAAGAAUGUUUAAUGGUACUUCAAAGGAAAUUUGACAGACAAAGCGGUUCUUUUAAAUCUGAAAAGGAAAUAUUGGAAGAACUGAAAGAAAGCUCUAUUGGGAAUGAUAUGAGCUUGAAACAGAUACAGAAACUUUGUAUGUCUUUUAUUAAGUUUAAGAUGGACGAUGCAUUGCAUGUCGGUGUUCAUGCACUUGAUCUGAAGCUGCCUUUCGAUGAGAUCGAGGUUCUUCGAGAAAACUUGGACUUGAUAAGAAGACAGCUCGGCCUCAAGCAUGUUGAAAUCUUGUCGUCAUCUGAUGAGUCUGCUUACAGGAAAGCUGGGCCUUUUAUAAAUUUAUUGAUUCAGAAUCCUCCUUCACCUGGGAAUCCAGUUUCUAUCUUCUUGAGCAAGGUACAAUUUUCUCAAAUUGCUGGGAGCUCCAGUCUGACUGUUUAACUGCUUUGUCUUCAUCUGCUAUUGAAUUUUGUUGUUCAUACUCUAUUUUAAUUAUCAAUAGUUUUAAUUCUUGA